AUGUUCUCCGUCUCGCGCAUGUGGACAGUCGUGCUCCUGGUGGCUUCAUGCUGUGUGUUGACAAGCAAUGCCAUCACGUAUUCUCCGCUGAACCCUCCGUCAUAUCCCCUGGCGGUGCGAAGUCCAUAUCUGUCCGCGUGGAUCCCUGGCAGUGCAGUUGCGUCACUGCACUCCAACAACGCGCAAUUCUGGGCCGGUAACAAGUUGAUCUGGUCCGUGAUUGCACGCGUGGAUGGCGUCGCGUACAAUCUAUUCGGCGUGGCUAGCCCGCCUAGUGGCACGCAGUCGGCCACAGUCACUGGCGCGAGCUAUACCUCGACCCAUUCGACCUUCACCGUCACGGCCGGAUCCCGUGAAUUCACACUAGACUUCUUCUCCCCGGUCUCGCCGAAGAACUACCUGCGACAAUCCCUGCCUUUCUCCUACCUUACAGUGACACUGGCGGCCGGCGACUCGAGCUCCGUUCAGAUCUACUCCGAUAUCGAUGCCAGCUGGACCGGACAGACCAGUGACUCCAACUGGAGCUAUACCACCAGUGGAUCGACGGGUGUCUUCAAGAUCGAGUCGGCUAAUGCAGCAACAUACUCCGAGAACAGCAACGGCCAAGCUCUGUGGGGCAGCGCCGUCUACGCCACCCGGCCGUCGAACUCCAGCUCGCUCUCCAAUGCCUCCGGGCCGUCCCUGACCAUUCGAGAAUACUUUGUCAACAAUGGCACACUCAGCGGCAACCACGCCGGUUGGACUUCAAACGGGAAUGUCGGCUUCGCGCAUGACCUGGGGACCACGUCUGCCGAGUCCGCGGUAACUUUUGCCAUUGGUCACGUGCGGGAGGAGUCGAUCAACUUCCUGGGUGACGCUCAAACCGGCUAUUACCGAGCCUCGUACUCCGACACCGUCGAUGCGGUUGUGCAUUUUCUCGACGACUAUGACGAUGCAAACGCCGAAUCAGCGACACUGGAUGACCUGAUCCAGGAUACAGGGACUUCCAGCUACGGAUCCAACUACUCGGAUAUCUUGGCUCUUUCUGUGCGCCAGGUCUACGGCGGUAUCGAGGUGACCAUCCCCAACGAUUCCUUAGAUACAAGUGAGACCCGUGCAUUUAUCAAGGAAAUUUCGAGCGAUGGAAACAUCAAUACUGUUGAUGUCAUAUUCGCGACCUUUCCGAUAUUCUAUAUUCUCAGCCCUGAGAUCAUCAAACUGCUGAUUGCGCCAGUGUUUGAAUACAUGGGCAGCAGUGCCUACACCAAGGCUUACGCAGUGCAUGAGCUUGGAGCCAACUAUCCGAAUGCGACGGGCCACCCAUCUGACGGUGAGGAGAUGCCCAUUGAAGAAAGCGGCAAUGUUAUUAUCCUCACCUAUGCAUACCAAGUCGCCACUGGAAAUACCGACCUGGCAACAACGUACUCUGCCCAGCUAAAGCAAUAUGCCAACUAUCUCUACCAGAAUGGUCUAUACCCCACUGCCCAGCUAUCCUUGAAUGACGCGCUGGGUGAGCUCGCGAACCAGACAAAUUUGGCCGUCAAGGCAGCCACCGGGCUGGCGACUUACGGCGCCCUGGUUGGUCAGAGCAACUACACCACUGCAGGCAAAGCAUUCGCAGACAAGAUAUGGACAGAGCAUCUAGGAACCGAUGCCGAUGGCACUCGCUUCCUGAUCCAGUACGGCAUCCAGCCGUGGUUCCUUGUAUACAACCACUACCCGGAUCUAUUGUUUGGUCUGAACGUCUUUCCCGACGACACCUACAAUGCUACAACCGACUUCUACCCGACUGUGCGCUCCACUGCAGGUGUACCUCUAGAUGGAUCUAUUGGCUGGGGCCAAACUAACUGGCAGUCCUUCGUAGCAGCCACAGUCAGCGGUGAUACCCGCGAUAUUUUGAUCAGUGACAUCCACAGUUAUAUCUCGAACGGGCUCAAUACCGCCCCAUUCUGUGACCGCUACUGGGUCAAGGCGAGCGAUGGUUAUUCCGCGGGCGAGGCCUACUCGUUCCGUGCGCGACCGACUCUAGGUAGUCACUUUGCGCUGGCGGCGUUUUUGGGCGCCAAUACCUGGUCUUCCUGA
Molecule: messenger RNA, 2061 nt
Organism: Penicillium macrosclerotiorum
Lineage: Eukaryota; Fungi; Ascomycota; Eurotiomycetes; Eurotiales; Aspergillaceae
Product: glutaminase family protein
Exons: 2
Coding region: 1-2061 (686 amino acids)
Source: RefSeq, a predicted model, not a curated record